AUGAUCCGCACGGUGAAAUCAUCCCUAAGACUGACCCUAGGCCAUAGUCGCAAGACAUUCGAAGAACUGGUCACCAUCCUUCACGAAGUCGAAGCGGCCGUAAACAGCAGACCCCUCACUAGCAUAUCCACGGAUCCCAAGAGACGGAGCGAACGACGCCAGCAAGCCAUUGAAGUGUUCUGGAAGCGCUGGAAAAGGGAAUAUCUCCUCCAGCUCCGUUCUGCGCACCAAGGUGCUGGCGGAUCUCCUACAGCUCUGAAGCCUGGUGAUCUUGUCAUCGUUGAAGACGACCGCCUCCCACCAUUGUUGUGGAAAACCGCCAUCGUUGUAGCCACACACCCGGGGCGCGACGGGAUCGUCCGGAGCUUCACUAUCAGACUCGCAAACGGAAGAGAAACGUCACGUCCUGCUCAGCGUCUGUACCUGCUAGAGGCCCACGAGGACACCACUGCCGCCCCCGGGAGGAUGUUGGGAAUCGACGAGGACGUUUCUGCCCACGCGAGUACCGAAAGAGAAGGAGGGAUCGCGAGCCAGGCACUCGGGCCUGUACCUUCGUUCAGGCAGUUUGGAUCCGCCCCUCUGGAAUAA
Messenger RNA from Ornithodoros turicata, 588 nucleotides. RefSeq lists its product as uncharacterized. The coding region runs from base 1 to 588 and encodes 195 amino acids. Lineage: Eukaryota; Metazoa; Arthropoda; Arachnida; Ixodida; Argasidae. The transcript is spliced from 2 exons. The record is from RefSeq and is a predicted model, not a curated record.